Dovyalis caffra is the source of this 156-nucleotide messenger RNA. The record is from the annotation of a GenBank genome assembly. Lineage: Eukaryota; Viridiplantae; Streptophyta; Magnoliopsida; Malpighiales; Salicaceae.
AUGGAAUGGCCCAACAUUCACUCUGCCAAACUCGGUGAAUUUGAGACUUCAUGGAACUAUGUUUUUCAUCACGCUCAUUUUCCACGAAUUGAGGGCUACAAAUAUGGGGAGCGUGCAGGGUAUGAAGAGGAAAGGGAAAUGAGAAUUGGCAACUAG